Paramecium pentaurelia is the source of this 1703-nucleotide messenger RNA. Lineage: Eukaryota; Ciliophora; Oligohymenophorea; Peniculida; Parameciidae. The record is from the annotation of a GenBank genome assembly.
AUGCAAUACUACGAGUAAGACAUUGAAGAUGAAAGUAUGAAUAAUCAAAUAACCUCCAGUAUCAGAUACUUCAUAAGAUGAAUCUCCAUUAAAGCGAUGCAUGACAGCUCCUGCUAGACCUUUGACAGAGCUUGAAGAAUUUAAAAGGUAUUGCCUAUUGUAUUAAGUUUGUCUAGGUCAACAGAAUAUGAGCUCUUAGAAAAGGCAUAUAGAUUAUCGAGUUAACUUGUUUAGAGAGAUUUUCAUAAAUAUGAUCUAGACAAUCCUGAAGGAUAGAAAUAAUGCAAAAAGUUUUUACAAAAUCUCGAAAAAAUGUGUGAAGUAAUAAAAUGUAAUAACACAGGUCUAUUAGGUUAAGGUUGAAUCUCGUGAAUAUAGGAAUCAUUUUUCAAAAGCUUAUAAAAUUCUAUAUACAUAGGAUAAAUUGUGUUACUUGACUGAAAUUCUCGAUAGUGCUCAAGAAGGUUUUUUAAAUAAUUAGAAUAGGGUUUCCAUAUUUAUGGGUAAAUUCUGAGAAAUAUUCGUUCACUCUUGAAGUUUUAGAAGCAGGAAUAAAGUUAGUUGAUGCUUUUUAUAAAGUGUAGCAUGUUAUUAGACACCUAUAUACAAACACUCUUUAAGAAAGUCCAGAUUUCUCAAAGUCUAGUUUAAUACUUGAGAUUUAAUUUUUAUUAGAAAAUUUUGAUGAUAUAUGGGUAUAAUUUGAGAAGGUACUUAUAAUAAGAUAGAAUAAUAGUUAUAUGUGAAGGAAUUGAUGGAGAUAGAAGGGAAAGCAAGGAGAUUUAUAUUAUAAGCAAUUUAGAUAGAUAAAGAAAUGCAAUCAAUAGAAAUAAGAGAGAAAUUAAGAGGAAAGAUUUUGGUUACAAGUGAAAGUUAUUUACAAUUAAAAACAACAGUAUAAGAAUAUGAUUAUUUUUAGUUUUGUAAAGUGUUAGCUUAGAUAAAUUCAGUAGCAAAUGUUGAGGGUAAAGGAAGAGAUGAUUUAGGAGUGAAUAUUCUAUUAGAGGCAGAAGGAAUAACAAGAAGAGUGACAUAAGAAUAAUCAAAGGCUGUAAGAAGAUUAGCUGAUAGUAUAAAAAUGAAGUAUAAAAUUAUGAAAUAAUAGUUUUAAAAAGUUUCGAGAGUAGAUGCGAAAAUAUGAAGAAAAUAUUGAGAUGGUGGAUCCUUAGUUGAAGAAUAAUAUUGAAUUAGUAGAAUUAUUAGUAGAAUAUGAGACAUAAUGGGAAAAGGGUUUACAUUAUUUAUUAGAACCUAGAAAAUAUAUAUAAUUAAUGUUGUUCUCUCAUAUAAUAGAGACUACAGCAGAAAAGCAUAUUUAAUUUGCAGAAUAAUUAGAAUGUAGAGAUAGUGAUGUCUUUGUAACUAUUCCAUGUCUAAUUGUAUUGAAACAUUUGGAAAAUGAAGAUAAGAAUAUUUGCAAAUAUUUUCUGCCUAUGCUUGAUGAUGAGAAAUCAAAAUUAUAUUAAUAAUUUGAAUAAUUGCAAUAAGACUUUCUGAAUUUUCGAGAUUAACAUACAAAAUAAUAUGAAUACUAUAAUUUAAUUGAAAAGAGAUUAUUAGGCAUUGGAUAAAAUGAUGUUUGUGAAUAAGUAAAUGCAUAAAUAGAUAGAAUAAUGCAAAAGAUAAAGUUAUUAUCAAUAGAAAUUUAAAGAUAUAAUGCAAUAGAAUGGAAUCUAUUUAUUGAUGCUGCAAUUAAUACUUGA